AUGUCAUACUUGCCACUGGCACACAUUUAUGAGAUUUGUGGGAUUCUAUUGAAUGUGCAGCGGAUUUGUGAAUUGACAGUAAUCACUGUGGGUGGAUGUAUUGGGUACUCCACUGGCGACCCCUUGCGCUUGAUGGAUGACACCUUGAAACCUCACUUUUUCCCAUCAGGUGCUAUUUUCCGAACAGAAGUGCAGACGAAACUAGAUCAACUUCACAAGACCAGGGUAACUGCCCACAUCAUAUGGGAUGCAUUGGUGUUCCACAAGAUUCAUGCUGCACUUGGAGGGAAUGUUUUGCUGAUGGUCACCAGUUCUGCUCCCAUUAGCGGCGAAGUGGUUGAUUUCUUCAAGAUCGCUUUUGGUUGUGGUAUUACAGAAGGGUAAGUGAGGUCACAGGGUCGCUCGAUUAUGUUCCAUUAAUGACUCUGGGCAGUUAUGGCAUGACAGAGAAUUGUGGAGUUUGCAUGUGCACUUCGCAGGGAGACCCAACUGGUGGUGGGGUGAUCAGCCUGCCUCAACCAAUUCUCGAAGUCAAACUCAUUGACCUUCCAGCGAUGAAUUACCUGUCUAACGAUAAGCCGAACCCAUGUGGAGAGUUAUGUGUCUGCAGC
Pisolithus orientalis is the source of this 611-nucleotide messenger RNA. RefSeq lists its product as uncharacterized. The transcript is spliced from 5 exons. Lineage: Eukaryota; Fungi; Basidiomycota; Agaricomycetes; Boletales; Pisolithaceae. Gene Ontology annotation, cellular component: endoplasmic reticulum; membrane. Gene Ontology annotation, molecular function: long-chain fatty acid-CoA ligase activity. Gene Ontology annotation, biological process: long-chain fatty acid metabolic process. The record is from RefSeq and is a predicted model, not a curated record. The annotation marks the transcript as partial.